Molecule: messenger RNA, 4355 nt
Organism: Haliotis rufescens (red abalone)
Lineage: Eukaryota; Metazoa; Mollusca; Gastropoda; Lepetellida; Haliotidae
Product: ADP-ribosylation factor-like protein 5B
Exons: 6
Coding region: 216-755 (179 amino acids)
Biological process (GO): vesicle-mediated transport; intracellular protein transport; protein localization to Golgi membrane
Cellular component (GO): cytoplasm; trans-Golgi network
Molecular function (GO): GTPase activity; GTP binding
Source: RefSeq, a predicted model, not a curated record
UGCCCAUCUGUCAAUUAGUCCACUUCCGGUAGCUCGUGUCAACAGCAAGUGGAAUUUACGCAAGUUUAUUUAUUGUCAAACCGAGAAAUCCCCGGGUUUUCUAGACAUGAUUUUGUGGACCAGGAACCAGAAACAUGUAUUGUAGAUGACUGGAGGCAGUUUUCGUUUCUUAAACUGGUUUGAGUGACUUUGUAGUAUACAACAGACUGCUCAAAAUGGGUAUUUUGUUCUCAAAGCUUUGGAGUUUGUUCACAAAUGAAGAACAUAAGGUGAUAAUAGUUGGCUUGGACAAUGCAGGGAAGACCACAAUUUUGUAUCAGUUUUUGAUGAACGAGGUUGUCCACACGUCACCCACUAUCGGCAGCAAUGUGGAGGAGGUUGUGUGGAAGAACAUCCACUUCCUCAUGUGGGACAUCGGUGGACAGGAGACGCUCCGGUCGGCCUGGAACACAUACUACACCAACACAGAGUUUAUAAUCAUCGUGAUUGACAGCACAGACAGAGAGAGAUUGUCCUUGACGAAGGAAGAACUGACAAAGAUGAUGCAUCAUGAGGAUCUGAGGAAGACGUCAGUGCUGGUAUUUGCCAACAAGCAAGACAUCAAGGGAUGUAUGUCGGCGGCGGAGAUCUCUCAACAGUUGUCUCUUACCUCAAUCAAAGACCAUGUAUGGCAUAUACAGGGAUGCUGUGCCCUGACAGGGGAAGGGUUGUACCAGGGUUUAGAAUGGAUAACAAACCAUUUGAAGAAACGGUGACAGAUGGGAUGAAUAGACCAUACACGCUCUGUAGCACAGAUGGCUGCCAUGGAAACAAUCCUAGAAAUUAACAAGCAUUACAAGUUAUAAAGACAAAGAAGAGACAGAGAGUGCCAAUGGCAGGCCAUUCUAAGUUAAAUCGGAGAGAGAAAGGAAUAAGUUAUAAACUUUUCUCAAGGUGCUUUCUUUAAGCGAAGGUAGUUGUGUGGAUGUGGAACUUGGUUCUCGGCAAUCAGGAUGUAAACUAGCAGUACUGUAACAUGGAGUGGGAUUUACAAAAGGAUGUGGAUUAUCAUGUGCACGUAAUAUAAAUUUCCAAAUUAUCAUCCAUCAUUUCACAUGCUCAGAACUGUGAAAAGGAACUGAGGAAUGACUAUGUAUUUUGCAUUUACGAAAAUCAAUAAUGUAUAUUUUAUUCAUGUUUCAGGUAAUAUCAUUUUCGAAGUGUCAUUAUGUAUGUAUUCCUAUGCUGUUGUCUCCCAAAAACUUGUGUUCCUCUAUUUUGUUUGUAUUUGUGUGAAGAAUAUCUGUUUUACACCUCGCUGCCUAGGAGUACAGAUUCAGGAGCAUUGAAAUAUUUCAUUCCUAGCUUUAAUUCAGUUUGUCACUAUAUCCUCUUGCGUAGAGACAGUGCUCAUUACAAGACUCACUUUUGGCUCAAAAUCAAAUAUUCUUUGAAUGUCAGAGAAAAUACUUCUUAUGAUAGUAUAUUGUGUAUGUUUAUGACGAGAAUAUAAAUAUUUUGAUUGCUAUCCGAUUGCCAAUAAACAAGGAAGUAUAAAAAGGAAUAUUUUAUUUAAAAAAAAACCCUUUGUUUUAGCCAGUUAUAUAUUGUUCAGUGUGAUUAUUUCUUGUAAUUGCGAAUAUGUGUAACAUAUUUUUAUGAGUUAUGAAUGUGUGUAUUUUGAGUGUACUAUCAUCUGUAUAUGGCAUUUCAGUUCUGAAAAGACAAAAGUUAUAUUAUGGGCUGUAAAUCGGUCAGUAACCAUCCUCAGUGAUUCAGGGUAUAAUAUUUCCAUUCAGUUAGGAUAAAUACCCUGAACCCAUUGGCCACUUUUGACUCAAUAAGAAGCUAUGCUGGUGUAUAUAUGCUAACAGAAUGAAGAUAUAACACACUGAAUAAUCUAGGAUGGUCAGUAACAGAUAUAUAUAUAUAUAUGGAGAUGUUUUAUCACUUUUAAGAACAGCUUUUCAAAGUGACAGUAUAUUUCAUUUAAGAACCUGCUUAAGCACUGUUAAUGAUGCGGUCGGGUAGCCUAGUGGUUCAAGUGUUCACUCGUCACGUCGAAACCCGACAUGGGUAAAAUGUGUGAAGCCCAUUUCUGGUGUCCCCCGCCAUGAUAUUGCUGGAAUAUUGCUAAAAGUGGCGUAAAACCAUACUCGCUCACUCUCUCACAUUAAUAAAACAACAUACAAUUUAAAAUUUUGUGAAACUUCACCAGUUCCGUAACUGAAAACAAAUAUGGUGAAAGGGAGGUAACUCUUUCUGUAACAAACUAGGAAUCUUGUCACCAAGUUACCUAUCUCAUGUAAAUCUAGUCCACAGAUGAAAGUUAAGUAUUAUUUGUGUGUCUCACGAUAAAAUAAUGCCAUAUUAUUUUGUACAGUACCCAUACGUAUAUGAAGAAUCUUUGAGGAUUAUGGACUGGUCAUUUAUGGGGCGGUGGGGGGUGUCAGUGAGAUUUUAGCAUGUUUAGUGGAGGUUAUGAAAAAUGACAACGAAAGAGGGGUAGUUGCCAAAAUCUAUCACAACUAUAUGAGGAUGGGGAGCAUGAAAAAAUGACAGUUUUAAUAUUCCUGAUAAACAAUAAAAAUUAACAUCAUUUUGGGACUGGUCAAUUUUUAAUCGGAAGAGGAUGAUGAAAUAAUUUUACAUAAAAUGGAGGCGGGGAGGGGGAAUAUGAUACAGUCCGAAUACCAUCCUUUCUUCCCCAUCUCCCCCCAUAAUAAAUUACCAGUUCCUUUAGGACUAAGUAGUAAUGAAAAGGUGAAGUGUUUGGCCAUUUGUUACAAUUUUUGUGUUCGUAGAUUGAGUCAAUAUUUUUCUUUUACCCCUUCUCCUGCUAUUUACAAGAUACAAGAUCAAGCUGUUUUGAAUGUGAUCAUUAUGUUGAUACCCAUCAGUUUAAUUUGAAACUUCAAACCACACUUGUAUGUGAUACUUGUUUUUUCACUUUCAUGACAACAGUGCUACGUACGAAACUAAAUCUGCUUUCUCAGAUAAUGAGUCGUUCCUGUAAAUUUUAUUUUUCGUUUUUAAGUUAGGUGGCUGUUGAGAGAUAAGGCUAUUGACAGUCACCAUAGUUAUUGUUGGAACAAAAUGACAAGUCAAGUUACCAUGGUUACUGAUGGAACUAGAUGACAAGUCAAGUUGCCAUGGUUACUAAUGGAACUAAAAGACAAAUAAGGAGUCUUCCCAUACUUCAACAUGAUAGAAGCUUUACUUUUUAAAUUGCUUUCGAAGAUGCUUUCAUUUAUUCAAUGCUAUUGCCAUUGUUUGUUUGUUUCAGAAGCUGGUCAACUGAUUUUAAGUAUUGAUAACUUUACGAUAUUCAGGAAAAACUUUUCCAUGUUUUGCCAUGUACAAAAAUCAGGGGGAAAUCCUUUAAAGUACUGUAGAAUAUGUGAAACAAAAAGUUUCUACUGUUUCAGGGGCAUUGCUACAUGCAUUAUAUGUCAAUAAAAAACAUCACUACAAGUUAUGUGUUGUAUAAAUUUGGAUCAAUCUUUUUAUUAAUUUUUAACUGUACAAAGUUACACUUUUUGCACUGGGACUUGCAUUACCUUCCUUGCUGCAUCCAAGCUUAUGUUUAUUAUUGCCUAUCCAAACCUCUGAAUAUCCACGGCUCAUUUCAGUGGGGUUUAUUUCUACUUUGGUGGGAUAUUUAUAAAAGUGCUCGCAGUAAAUCAAAGUGAGACGUGUCACAGUCACCUUCCCUGCCGGAGAAACAUUUAGGGACCAGUCAUUAAUUAUAGGGGAGGGUCAUAAAAAAAUAAUAGACAUAUUUGGGGAGAGUCGUUUAUAAACACAAAUUUUAUAAUAAAAUAUAAUGUGAUUUUGCAUUUUGUCUUUUCAGGAAGGGUCAUGAAUAAAAUGUACAAGGAUCUAGGAAGGGUCAUCCAAUAAUGGGACUAGAAUGAGCAUGCAUAUAUAUGCAUCAAUUCAAAUUUCAUACGAGUUGACCAUGUGCAUGCAAAAAACCCUCAAUUUCAAAUACUGUUUUUCAAUGUAAUGUGAGUCCACCUUUUUUAGCUUUAAUUUCUUUGGGAAAAUUCCAUCCUUUUUCUUCAGAUGAAGUCUUUGUUGGAGGAUGUGGAAGAGAACAAUAAAGUUUUUCCUUGCUCAGAAAAUGGUUAAAUAGUUACUUUCUGAUCUGUAAAACAAGUGAUUUUUUUUGUCUGGAUUCAAUUCAAACAGUGUCCUUUAUACAGUGCGGCUGUAGUUAGAAAAAUGUUUGUGUGUUAUGGUAAUAUUUAAUGUAGUUUAAAUAAAAAUAGGUUGGAACCUUAGAAUUCAGCAAAUAACAACGAACUGAAGAUUUAAAACUUGAUCAGUAAGUUUUUGCAAUUUCAAUAAAACAUUUCUUAAGCAUUUUAGAA